CUCAGCGGGAAGUGGAGACGUAAGCAGCUUGAUCUCUGGGAACUGUGGUAAAGAUACAACUUAUCCAGGCAGAGAAGGUGAGGACGACGUCUACGUCUGUCCCGGCCAGUGUUGGUUCCCUGUAGCCUGUGAAGAUGGUGUUGUUAACGAUGAUCGCCCGAGUGGCGGAUGGGCUCCCGCUGGCCGCCUCUAUGCAGGAGGACGAACAGUCUGGCCGAGACCUUCAGCAGUACCAGAGUCAGGCUAAGCAACUCUUUCGAAAGCUGAAUGAACAGUCCCCCACCAGAUGUACCUUGGAAGCAGGAGCCAUGACUUUUCACUACAUUAUUGAGCAGGGGGUGUGUUACUUGGUUUUGUGUGAAGCUGCCUUCCCGAAGAAGUUGGCUUUUGCCUACCUAGAAGAUUUGCACUCAGAGUUCGAUGAACAGCAUGGGAAGAAGGUGCCCACUGUGUCUAGACCUUAUUCCUUUAUUGAGUUUGAUACCUAUAUUCAGAAAACCAAAAAGCUGUACAUCGACAGUCGUGCUCGGAGAAACCUAGGCUCCAUCAACACUGAAUUGCAAGAUGUGCAGAGAAUCAUGGUAGCCAAUAUUGAAGAAGUGUUACAGCGGGGAGAAGCACUCUCAGCAUUGGAUUCAAAGGCUAACAAUUUGUCCAGUCUGUCCAAGAAAUACCGCCAGGAUGCGAAGUACUUGAACAUGCGUUCCACUUAUGCCAAACUUGCAGCAGUAGCUGUAUUUUUCAUCAUGUUAAUAGUGUAUGUGCGAUUCUGGUGGCUGUGAACUAGUGAAUCCAGUCACUGAAAAGGAUAACCUAGAACCCAACAGGUGUAUGUUUUCAGGAAGCUGAGCUCACAGGGAUGUGUAUUAGAAUCCAAGUGGAACUUCUGCCUCUAAAGACCUUGCAAGAAAAGACGUGUCCUGAAAAUGAAAGGUCACACCUCAUUUUAAUGAAGCUUAACCCUAUGUAGAAAGUCUCUUUUGGGGACAGAGGCUUUCUCUGGGUGCUAAGCCAUGGAUGUUAUUAGGGAUCAGUAGAUUGUUUUAUUUUGUUGUUUCCCUCCCAGUGUUUUACAUUUUUUAAAUAGCGCUGACUGAGGCAUUCUCAUUCUCAAAUGAAGCCAUCAGUGAGAUUUGGUUUAACCAACCUGUACUGGCAACAUUCUGAAUUCCUUCAGAAAAAGCAGCCCUAUGGGAAGUUUUUGACUCUAAUCAACAUUCCUUUUGUUGGUGACAUUUGUGAUUUUCUAUAAUCUGAGUUUUUGAUGGCCCUUCAGACAAAACUCCAAUAUGUGAAGGUUAAUUGCUGUGCUGCAUAGAUCUUGUCUGUUGGCCCCUGUAGGAAGUUAACCCUUGUUGUUUUCUUUUUAUGAUAUUUUGCUUAUUGCACAAUUGCUUUAGGGUUAAAUGAAUCUCAUUACGAUGCCUUGAAAUUAUAUUAUAGCACUCCUUAAUUAAGAAGCUAAAUUGUUCUGUCAUUUGCUCCUUAAACAAAAUACCUAAAUUAGUUUGGGGAACUUUUUAUUUUAUUUUUCAGCAUCUGGUUUAUAUUAAUAUAAGAGAGAAUAUAGCAUAUGGAUGGCCAGAGGUCCCUGACUUAAUGAGAAGAAAGGUCCAACUUAUAACUAUAGCUUUGUCUUGCCCCUUCAUCCUUUCCCCACUGUUGUUUUCCCACUCUUUAUUUUCCUCUUUCACAGUUUGCUAACAUUUAAAAAAUUCCCCUGUGCCCAAUAGUUUCGUGCCCCAUAAACAUCUUCCAGGAUAUUAUCAAAUUUCAAAAUGGAAACUGUUUAGCUGUGUAGUGAAUUAAAUUUAAAAUUUUUGCAGAGCAACCACUCAAACUACUAAAUACAUUUAUCUGAGAAAAGUCUCUGCAAACUCCUCAUUCCUGUUUCAGUUUGUAUAAAUUCUCUGGGUAUGUUCUAAAAAUAGAUAACUCGUUUACAAUGGCUUCUAUUAACUAAUAAAAGUACCUAUGAUUUUUUUCCUAUUUUUGCUCAGGGAUGAUAGGGAUUUCCUUUUACCUUCUGAGGUGGAAUUUUUUUUAAAUUGGGAGAAUAGGCCUUUUAAAUAUUUUCACAAAGGUCUACAAUAUAACCUGUAAUUCUUAGAUGUACUGCAAAUAUUUCUUUUCCUUACCCAGGAAAAUGAGCCAAAUUCUUAUUUCUCAACAUCUUUGGUAAGCAAUUUUCUAACUCUAAGGGAUCAUCAAAACUACCAUCCUAAUUCAUGGUAGAGAAAAAAAAUCUUAUUUCCUUAUAACAAGAUUAUUUACAGAACUAGAAUAAAAAAAAAAAAGAUUCCCCAUUUUGGGCCUAAAUCAGCCAAUUGGAGCUUUGUGCAUGAAAUAUAAAGUUACUUUUUAGAGAGAAUAAGUGCUUUUAAGACCCAGAAAGGCUCAUCCCUGAGUAAUGAUGUUGGUAAUAAAAGCCUUUGAAAGACUGACAACCUAAGUAGUGGUACCAUAGCAUUUGGUGCUUCUUCUAGAGUGGAGAGUGGCAGCUCGUCGUUGAGAGUUGCAUGCUGCAACCUGAUGGUCAGCAAUGAAAUAAAUACUUCUAGAAUGUU
This is a messenger RNA of Choloepus didactylus (southern two-toed sloth), 2567 nucleotides long. RefSeq names its product SEC22 homolog B, vesicle trafficking protein (gene SEC22B). The record is from RefSeq and is a predicted model, not a curated record. Gene Ontology annotation, cellular component: SNARE complex; endoplasmic reticulum-Golgi intermediate compartment; endoplasmic reticulum membrane. The transcript has 5 exons. Bases 135 to 782 code for a protein of 215 amino acids. Gene Ontology annotation, biological process: retrograde vesicle-mediated transport, Golgi to endoplasmic reticulum; vesicle fusion with Golgi apparatus; endoplasmic reticulum to Golgi vesicle-mediated transport. Gene Ontology annotation, molecular function: SNAP receptor activity. Lineage: Eukaryota; Metazoa; Chordata; Mammalia; Pilosa; Megalonychidae.